UACAGGACGUUAGCUCAGUUAGCUCAGCAGCUAGCAGAGAGGAGAGCUGACAGAUCUGUGACGUGACUCUGGAACAUAUGACUCUAUAAUCUAUCUAUAACCUGUCUGACGUCAUUCACCGCUCACAGCUCAUCUGGUGUGUCGUUAGUUUAACUCAGUUACGUUAUUAUUUACCGUCAGGUUAGCUCGUGACGUCAGAGUUAACGGUAGAGCUAACGUUAGCCAUGUUUACUGAACUGAACAGCAUCUUAAACACCAAACCGGACAGCGUCACUCAGGGAGAGUUCAUCCUGCUGUCAGAUAGACGGAGUGACGCUUCUUUUCUCAUUCACCACUUCCUGUCUCUGUACCUGAAAGCUGGAUGCAGGGUGUGGUUCGUGGCUCUGGUGCAGUCCUUCAAUCACUACAGUGGGAUCAGUCAGAGACUGGGUGUCAGCCUGUCACAGGCUAAAGAGAAGGGUCAGCUGGUUUUCCUGGAGGGUCUGAAGGAGUCACUGUCUGUUCUGAUUCCUCAAGAGACUGAAGCAGGAAGUGAAGUCAUGGACUUCCUCAGGGAUCCUGCUGCUGGUCUGAAGAGUCUGUACCAGUUUGUUGGCUCCAGUCUGACCAGUGGCGGCGGUGAUGAUGAUGAGGAGGGGCGGGGCUCCCCGGUGUUGCUAGUUGAUGACCUCAGCGUGCUGCUCAGUCUGGGUGUGAGCGUUGGAGACAUGUUGGACUUCAGUCACUACUGCAGGGCGACCGUCUGCUCCCAGCUGCAGGGCAACGUACUGAUGCUGGUUCGCUGUGAUGGAGAGGAGGAGGAGGAGGAUGACGGAGAUGAUGAAGGCUCAGAGAGACUCCUGAAGGGUCUGACCCACCAGUGCAGCCUCAGUCUUCAUGUACAGGGUCUCCCCACCGGCUACUGCAGGGACAUCCACGGCCAGGUGGAGGUGUGUUGGAGGCGGAGACGAGGUGACGGACAGCACUCACAGAAGAAAGUCUUUCAGUAUAAAGUCCAUGAUAAAGGAGCGUCCUUCUUUGCUCCCGGGACAUCCAGCGCUGUCCUCUAGUCCCUCCUCUGUCCAUGUCUCAGUGUCAGUGUGAAGGAGGCGGAGCUGCCACAGAGAUACAGUGUGGACCUCAGACUGUCUGGAGGACGGACACAGCUGAUUGGCUGCGUCCUGACCUCUGAAGAGUCAGUGUGAUGAAGAGCUGAGCUCAAGGUUCGACUGCAGACUCAUCUUCAGUCAUAGCUUCAGUUCAGACAUCAGUGUCUUAUAUCUGUGACAUUAAUGGUCCUUCAGGAAAUUUUGGGCCCCAAAUUUUCUUCAUUUUAUGAAUUUUUAUAUGAAUCCAUUUUUUCAGUUUUGUGUUUCUGCCUCAGUUUGUGGAGGAAAUAUCUUAAAUUUUAUCAGAAUAAAACGUCCUCUGAUAUUGUCA
Messenger RNA from Epinephelus fuscoguttatus (brown-marbled grouper), 1419 nucleotides. RefSeq names its product elongator acetyltransferase complex subunit 6 (gene elp6). The transcript has 7 exons. NCBI's taxonomy places the organism in Eukaryota, Metazoa, Chordata, Actinopteri, Perciformes, Serranidae. Bases 225 to 1049 code for a protein of 274 amino acids. Gene Ontology annotation, cellular component: elongator holoenzyme complex. Gene Ontology annotation, biological process: tRNA wobble uridine modification. The record is from RefSeq and is a predicted model, not a curated record.